AUGUCAAUCUCGUCAACCAUCUUUGUAGUCCUAUGUCUUCACUUCAUUACAGUAUACUCACAGUACGACAACCCAGAACUCAACCAACUCAUGGCAGAGUACAAAAAACCUCAAGCCAAACCGACCGGACUUCGAUGUCAUACCGGAAUCCAAAAUUUUGAAAAUCAACUACCGUUCGACAAUGUCACAGUGGCACCGUGCCGUGCCAACGAAAACUGCUGUUAUAUGAUGAGUAAGUUGAGAUGGAAAGAAAGUUCUUGCGGUUUUUAGUUUUUAACAUUUCUAUAUCAACUUGCCCUACCCUACCCUACCCUACCCUACCCUACUCUACCCUACCCUACCCUGCCUUGCCCCGCCUGGUCCUGUCCUACCUUUGAACUUUCCUUUCCCUGUUCUGCUUUACCCCCCCCCCACAAUAGUAAGCUGACUUUACCCUGUCCAGCCCUAAGAUAUGCCUGCCCUACUCUACCUCUAUAAUAGCAAAACUCCCAUACCCUACCCAAUUAUAAAAUUUUCUACCCUACCCUCCCUCCCCCUCCCUUUCCUACACUCUACCACAUAUUAUAUAUACUACAGUAAUCCUCAAUCGUAUUUUAGGUUCCCUAAACGGUACCCACUAUGGUUGUCAUGAUGACUGUCCGGAGACCCUAAAAACCUUCCUAUGUGGACCAGACCCUGACAGUGGUCUACAGGACAUCUACUACUGUUACUGUAGAGAUGAACGAGACCCCAAUUGUCAGCCGUCAGAGUACAAAAUCAAAGGAAAACGGUCGAUUUUGGACCCCAAAUACCUUGAAGCCGAGGCUAAACUGACGUUGCUCAAAAGUCGUCGAAAGUGA
Messenger RNA from Bursaphelenchus okinawaensis, 839 nucleotides. The record is from the annotation of a GenBank genome assembly. NCBI's taxonomy places the organism in Eukaryota, Metazoa, Nematoda, Chromadorea, Rhabditida, Aphelenchoididae.